Molecule: messenger RNA, 6920 nt
Organism: Mercenaria mercenaria
Lineage: Eukaryota; Metazoa; Mollusca; Bivalvia; Venerida; Veneridae
Product: mitogen-activated protein kinase 15-like
Exons: 13
Coding region: 151-2010 (619 amino acids)
Biological process (GO): intracellular signal transduction; protein phosphorylation
Cellular component (GO): cytoplasm; nucleus
Molecular function (GO): ATP binding; MAP kinase activity
Source: RefSeq, a predicted model, not a curated record
GAAAAACGAAUCCUUAGUAUCUAAUUUCUAAAUAAUCACAAAUAAUCGCUGAUCAAUGUGUUCAGUUGCACUAUUUUCUUUAAUGUAAGUUGAAUGUAACAUGUGUUACCAGGUUAAAUGGCUGUUGUCGUAGAAUGAAAUUAAGUCAAAAUGAGCACGUCAGAAGUUGAGCCGCACAUCACGAAGAAAUAUGAAAUCAAGAAAAGAUUGGGAAAAGGAGCCUAUGGCAUCGUGUGGAAAGCUAUUGACAGAAGAACUGGAGAAGUUGUUGCCGUCAAGAAAAUAUUUGAUGCCUUUAGAAAUCAAACUGAUGCACAAAGAACUUUUAGAGAGAUUAUGUUCCUGCAGGACUUUGGAGAUCAUCCCAAUAUAAUAAAAUUACACAAUGUGAUAAAAGCUGAAAAUGAUAAGGAUAUUUAUCUUGUAUUUGAAUUUAUGGAAACUGAUCUACACAAUGUAAUAAAGAGAGGAAACAUAUUGAAAGAUGUACACAAACGCUACAUAAUGUACCAGUUGUUCAGGGCGACUAAAUAUUUACACUCAGGGAAUGUCAUACAUAGAGAUCAAAAGCCUUCGAACAUCCUGUUAGAUAGUGAGUGUAUGGUAAAGGUGUGUGAUUUUGGACUUGCAAGGUCUUUGUCACAGAUCAGUAUAGACUCGGAGACUGGUGAUCCUAAUCUUACAGAAUAUGUAGCUACACGAUGGUACAGGGCACCUGAAAUCUUACUAGCAUCUCAUAGAUAUACAAAAGGUGUAGACAUGUGGAGUUUAGGGUGUAUAUUAGCAGAAAUGUUAAUUGGAAAACCAUUAUUCCCAGGCUCAUCUACCAUUAAUCAGAUAGAGAAAAUCAUGGCAACAAUACCAAGACCAUCAAAAGAAGACAUUGCCAGCAUUAGAUCAGCGUAUGGGUCAUCAGUAUUAGACAAAGCUGCUACUAGGCCAAAGAAGUCAAUGGAGGAGAUGAUGGAAGAUGCUCCUAAAGAUGCAAUAGAUUUAUGUAGAAAAUUGUUGCACUUCAAUCCUGAUAAGCGAAUUACUGCAGAUGAGGCCCUCAGACAUCCAUAUGUAUCUAGGUUCCACAAUCCAAAGGAAGAGAUCAGUCUCAACUAUGAUGUUGUGCCCCCACUGUCUGAUGAUGUCCAGCUCACGGUAGAUGAGUACAGAACAAAGUUGUAUGAGAUGAUAAUGCAAAAGAAGGCAGAUAGGCGGAGAAAACGACAGGAGAUUAGAAGUGCCCAACAUAUAGCCCAGCAGGCUCGAGAACCAACACCCCCUGACUAUGAUGAUGAAGAACCACCCCCGGGGGAGCCCCAUGUUCACUAUGGUAGUCAACAACAACAGGUUCAGCAACGGUAUGCAAGACAGGAUCCAGAUACACCACCACCCAGACACCAUCAAUCCUCAUUCUCAGCAAGUCAUGUCGCAUUUGGUAGAACAACAAAGGAGCAGGCCCCUCCCUCAGCCCCAGUCACCAAACAGAGAACAUUCAUGAGACCAAAAACCAAUGAAAACAGUGGGAGAGUGUCCACUCUACUGAACAGAGAACGAAUAUCCUAUCUCCUUAAGACUAGUCCAAACAUUUUGUCAUAUAACAACAUUUAUCAGGACAUGUACCCUUCAGGGUCAAGGGGUCGGCAAGCAUCAGCACCAGCUGGCACAAGGGGACCAGGACGUCCAAUAUCUGGAGCAUAUGGACAGCAGAACAAUCCUACAAUCACCAGGGAUGAGAAGAGUGGAGGACUCAUGGUUAACAGUACGAGAAUGAUGAAUCAUGGCUGGGUGCGCAUGACUCCAGGGGAGCCUCUGCCCCCUAUCGGCACCUAUAAUGUUCCUGGCACAAGACCAAACUCUGCAUCUCAGCCGAGACAAAAACCUGUGUACGGACGUAAACAGUUCAGCAAUGCAAUCAACAACCCCUCUUCUGGUGCUCCAAAGGCUGUGUUCGGCAGUUAUACACAAAACUUUGGUACCAUCACAUCAAGUGGCCUGGCUGCCAUCAAGAAAUCUUGAAAUCUACUCCGAGGUUUAGCUAUUUUCAGUGUCAUUUACAGAGGAGGAGAUUUAAAAAUCAGCAACUGACGUGUUCAUUGCAACCCUUGAGUUUGUGACAGGGUGUUACUUGGUGUCAUACAAAUCAGUUAUGCUGGGCACACAAUAUUUGUCUUCAAGACAAGAGUACAUUUACCAUAUAUGUUGAGUUUGAUUCAGCUGAUUUUGUUAACCACCAAAAAAUGAAAACAUUGAAAAGACAUUUUUUUUUAACUGUGUUGACCUAAUCUGUAAUCCCCUAGCUAUUAAAACCUCUCAAGUUGGAUGCCAUUCUCAGGUUGCUAUUAAAUAAUGGAGUUAUAAGUCACUUGAUGCUUAAUUUGCCAAUAUUGAAGAAGUUUAGUACAAACACAUAUACCUUUUAUGUGUUCUGGCCAGUGUAGAGAUAGCCGAAGGGGAUAGCCAAAUUUAAUCAGUAUUACACAGUCUGUACAUAGGCUUGAAUGACUGCAAAGUAGUCAUAGAGGAAUAACAGCAUGUGUGAAGCCAGCAAAGCUUAAAGGACAAAGUGGGGAGGGGUAUAAGUGAAAAUUCUCCAUUUAUUUCAAGAAGUUAUAUACCAUUAGUACAUCUCGUAGUCAGUUAAUAGAUAUUUUUUAUUUCUUCAUCUGAAGGUUCAGUCCAUAAACGAAUUGCGUUCCCCUCUUCAUUUAUUUUUUCAAUAUUUGUUAAUAUAAAUGUGCUAUAGACCUACUUUAAAAGGUAUGUUUUGGGGAUUAAAACAAGGGAAGCUGGUGAUAGGUUAUAUCCAAAUAUGUAACUUAUUUUCAGUUCUAAGUUCCUUUACCAUAAUUGAUCUGAAGAGUUCUGCCUUAUAAUUUGCCCCCUUCAAAGGAGAGGGGUAUUAUAAUUGUUUUGCUCAUUGUUGGUCUGUCUGCCAUUUGGUUUCAGUUUAGUUUCCAGUCAAUAACUAGAGAAUGUUUGGAAUCACAUAAAUAAACUUAUCUGAUUGCCUGUGGUCAGUUGAUGACCCCUGUUGUUUUGGAAUUUACUGGGUAAAAGGUCAAUGUCUCAUUGACCAUGAGCCUGAAAUCAGUUUCAUCUCAGUAAUGGAAGAAUGUUUUGGCCUCCAACCCUCAAUUUGCAUAGUUAAAAGUCACAUUCUUGCAUAAAACUACUUUUUUCACUGUAUUAAUUCACAUGUAUUAAUGGGAGAAAAAUCGUGUGCAAACAAGGCUAUUCACGUGCUGUUAAUACAUGAUUUUUAUUUUUGAAAUGCUUUGCCAGGGCCUUAUAUAUAUGUAUUUCUGCGCAGACUGAUAUUUGGCACCUGCGUCUUGUUUCUUCCGUAAUAGCCUCUUCUUGUAGCAUUAAAGAUACAAUGUAAUCCGUAAUAUGUUUUGCUGUAUCAGUUUCCAACCCCAAACGUACUCUUUCCCAACCCCGCCAACAAUGUACGCACUUGCUUCUCAUAGAGUUUACGCCCUUUACAAAGCGUCGGUUCAGUUGCUGUCAAAAACCGUGAAUGAAUAAGUAUCGCGUGUAACUUGUGCGAUUGUUCGUUUUUAGGAAUCAUAUUAAUGAUUUUGGUAAGUAUCAAGUCGGUAUGUUUUUACCUGAUUUUUCGCAGAAUUCAUAUAAUAAACCUUGAAAGCUCGUCACUAUCUUCGUACUUAUCCGUACUCUAAAUGUGUUCGUACUCAAAAUAAUUCGAAUGUAAAGUUAUUAUUCUUAAACUUGUGUUCCUGUUUAUCAAAUUUUUAAGUAAUAUGCAAAAUUAUGGGUAGUGUCAUGUUUGUAAUAACGAGACAUAAAAAAAAUAUGCUCAAAAACCUUCAAAUCAUGCUUUUGGUAGUGUUGUUGAUACGUGGGCCCCGGUUAUGGAUAUUUAAAACACGUUUACCAUUUCCAAGAACAACAGAAUGGUAAAUAAAAGAUGUAACGGAAUCGCUAAGUCAUCACAUAUGAAAACAAUAAAUUUAGCUGUCGUGUCAUGUUUUUUUAUGCAAGAAUAGCGACAAUACACAUUUGUUUUGUGUAUUAUAUAUAAUUAAAUGUCAGCAGAUUAAGCCCUUGGGAUAUGUUUGUGACCUCAACCUUCAGUCUUGGUCACAAACAUUCCCACAGGCUUCUGCAGAUGUUGAUACACAAAAAAACGUGUAUUAUCCCGAGACAGAAAAGUUUUGGCUCAGUAACUAAAACACUUUUGCCUGCCAACAUCAGACUUAAUAGGAUGAUUGUAGUCAGUAGAUUUUGGCAAAAGGACUCAGCAUAUACUUCUCUCUGACAGGCUGUCAUAGGGGGCAGCUAUUUUUGUAAUACUGGUAUACUUGAUGGAUAGAAUAAUUGUCAGUUUUAAAGUGCUGUAUAUAGUUGUAUGGAAGUUUUACAAAUAUUGUAUGGAGCUUUUACAAGUGUGAUAGACAAUAUUUUUAUGCAAUUGUAAAUACUGAAUUUGAAACCUUCGUGUAUAUAAACAAAUAAUUUAUGAUUUAUGUUGUACUAUAACUAUAUAUUGUUACUUUUAACAGUGAUUCUUACAUAUUUAUACUUGUUUAAACAACAGAUUUAUGUUUACACCACACUACUGUUGAACUGCAUGAUAGUUUUUAAAACCAUACUGUGAUCUGUGUUUUCUCCAGUUGUUGCUAAGUGUUAUUUUGUUAUCUUCAAUGCUUAUGUGUAAACUAAUGUUUAAGUAUGUUAAUAUCAUAGUUGGUCUACAAAAAUAACCACAUGUGAAAUGUUUUGGUAUGAUCUUCUUAGUGUCUCCACAUUUACCUUUACCAUUGCCAUUUACUGACGAACAGUUUCACCUAUUUAAGAUUAUUUCAAGAACGCUAAGUAGUUUUGUACUUCUUUGGUUUUUGAUUAAUUUAUUGUAAAAUUACAGUUAAUUAUUCAUAGAAGUUUUGUUUUAAAGACUAAUAAUUUUUCUACAGGUUUGUUCAGAAGUAGGGAUAUGUCCAGCGGAAUUUGCUCUUUUGUACGGUGUAGUGUAGAAUACUGGGAUGAUAGUUUAAUAGUGUUUUUCAUAUUAAAACAGAUUAACAGCUGUCCAGAUAGAGAAUGUGCAUAAUUGUGUGGUUAGAAAAGUAUUUCUUUCAGUGUUGUACAUGAACUUCCAAAAAGGGAGGUAACAGUAAGAAUGGAUUUAAGGACGGUUGUGGCAGUUUUGGGUUAAAGAUUUCACAAUAAUAGAAUUUGUUCAAACUUUGUAUUUGAACACAGUGUCAUGAUAGAAACAGAAUUAUGAAAAAAAAUCGAAGGUUACCAUGCCUUUUCAGGAGUUAUCUGCCCUUGAAAAUGUAAAUUUGAAGAAAAAUCCAGUUUUAAGGGCAGAUAACUCCUAAACAAGCAUGGUGACCUAUGAUUGUUUUUGCAUUUUUCUGUUUCUAACAUGAAACUGUGUUCAUAUACGAAGUUUGAACAAAUUCUAUCAUUGGGAAAUUUUUGCCCAAUCUCUCUUACAAGAAACUGCAAUAGUGUCUUAACACUACUGUCCCUUUUGUCAGUAAGAUUUCAAAACCUCAGAAAACUAUCAAUUAUGAGAUAUCAAUGUUGAAAAUAAGAAAUUGCAAGAUAUUAAUGCGUUUUAGGCUCAUAACAAAAUAUAUGGCAGUCAAGGCAUAGUCGGUACAUUCAUUUAAACAUGGUUGCCACACUUCAGUGGUGAUAAGUUAGUGAAAGUCAUAUAUAAAAUCUUCAACAAAAAUAUCAAAAUACUUACAUAAUUUUUGUGAAACUUAUUUUUAAUUGAACAUUUGAAUUCUGUGAAGAUCAUGGUUGAAUCCAAGAAAUUGAUUCAAGGUUCGUACUUCCUUGCCUAAGAUGUUUUCUUCCAAAUUACUUUAUUUUUUCCACACUCAUUUCAGACAAUAUCUACAGUAACCUAUUUGCUACAAUAAAAAACUAUUGUAAAAAAAAAAAAAACAAUCAGUGUUGUCUGCAUGUGAAGUGGCAAAUUUAUUUGUGGCAGGUUGUACAAGUGGCAUUGGCCAUUUUAGCCUGUAAAUAAUCAGGAGAUAGAUUCCCUGCCUAUUUUCAAUUAGUAUCUUAAAAAUGUUGUCAUUAUAUCAUAGAUAAUGAAUUGGUUACCAAAGAAUGUUUUAGUACAUAGUGAAUCAGUGUGUCUAGGGUUACACUGGAAUAUUUUAGUAUUUAUUUAAAGUAGUAGUAUAGUAAUAUAAAGGAAAAAUAUCACAAGAGAUUAUUCAUUUUGGUUAGAGGUUACCUUAGUUUCCAUCAGUUGUGUAGAUGUGUGUAGUUUCAUUUACAUCAUUACUGACGUCCCCACUCAUAAAUAUUCAUGAUGUUCAGCUGAAUUAUACUAUUGGCAUUUCUGACAUAACUUAGGUUAUGAUUUUGCAACCUUAUGUCUUUGCUGCAUAUUUUAACAUCUUUAUAGAUAAAUUUCAUAUAAAAGUAAUAUUUCAUAUUUAGAUGGAUAUUUCAUAUACACAAUUUAAUACGAUUUGUUGAAUUACUGUGCCUAUAGUAGUUGCUUAUUCGUGUAUGUCACACACGAUUCCAGCUUGUAAUGUUAAUGGUGAUAGUCUUUUUGAUUUCCUAGGUUACACUGAAACUCGUUAUACUAGUUCAGAAAUCAGUGUAAAGAUUCCACUUAAUUGUAUUUAGUUAUUCAGUUUUCCACUAGUGGUAUAAUACAUUCCAUAUCUCAUUAUAUGUAAAUUCACAUGACAAAAACUCCAUUGAAAUUGCAUGUAUGUUUUAUUUUUCUAUUGAUGUUUUAAACACUAAUUUUAAAAUCUUUUUAACAUGGUGUGGAUUACAUACUGUAGUUAGAGGAUAAGGCAUGUCAUUUCUUGUUGUACAUUGAUUGUGUCAUGUCCAUCAGCUAGUUCAUUAACAUAAUGUAUGUAUUCAUAGCCAUGAUUAUGAUAAAAGAAAUAAAAAUUGAUCACAAACUU